CUAGAGGCUAAGGAGAUUCUGAAAAAGGUGGGCGAUUUCCAAAAGCAGAAUCUGAAUUUUUUUUAAUUUUCUCUUUCUUUAAUAAUUUUCCUUUCUAAUUUUCAAAUCCAAAAUAAAUAAAAAAUCACAAAAACCCAAAAAAGAAAAAAAGAAAAAAAGCUCACUCUCAUUAGAGAGCACUUCUGUUUUCUUCAAGAUCAAAGCGCUCUCUUUCUCUCUCUGGAGAUACGAUGGCGUUUUGGUGGCCGAUCAUCGUUCUAGCCAUUGCUUAUGCGAUCUGUCGUUUCUUACUCAUGCUCAUUCCUCCAAAUGUUCCUUCUAUUGACGUCGACACUUCCGAUGUGUCGGAUGACGGGAACCAAACUCAAGAAAACAGCUUUAUUUACAUACCGCCAAGGGGAAGAACGCAACAAUCAGACAGAAAAGUUCAAUGCUAUGAGCCUGCUACCAUGAAAUACUUGGGCUUUUUCCCGGCAUUGACACCUGCUGAGGUUGAGGAGCGUGUGGCACAAGCAAGGAAAGCGCAGAAAAUUUGGGCAAAAAGUAGUUUCAAGCAAAGGCGACAGUUUUUGCGAAUUCUUUUAAAAUAUAUUAUUGAACACCAAAAGCUUAUAUGCGAAGUCUCUUCACGAGAUACUGGGAAAACAAUGGUUGAUGCCUCUUUAGGUGAAAUAAUGACAACAUGUGAGAAGAUCACUUGGCUUCUUUCAGAGGGUGAAAGGUGGCUCAAGCCUGAAUACCGAUCUUCUGGAAGAUCAAUGCUUCACAAGAUAUCCAAAGUGGAAUUUCACCCGCUUGGUGUAAUUGGGGCUAUUGUUUCAUGGAAUUACCCUUUUCAUAAUAUUUUUAAUCCAAUGCUUGCAGCAGUCUUUUCAGGAAACAGUGUGGUGAUCAAGGUUUCUGAACAUGCAAGCUGGUCUGGAUGUUUCUACUUUCGGAUAAUCCAAUCAGCUCUUGCUGCUGUUGGAGCUCCUGAAAAUCUGGUUGAGGUGGUUACAGGCUUUGCUGAAACAGGAGAAGCACUGGUGUCUUCUGUUGAUAAAAUCAUAUUUGUCGGAUCACCAGGUGUGGGACAGAUGAUAAUGAGAAAUGCUGCUAAGACCCUUGUACCAGUUACACUUGAGCUUGGUGGGAAAGACGGAUUUAUUGUGUGUGAAGAUGUAGAUAUUCCUCAUGUUGCACAAGUUGCUGUCAGGGCUGCUCUCCAAUCAAGUGGGCAGAAUUGUGCUGGAGCUGAGAGAUUUUAUGUUCACAGGGAUAUUUAUACUUCAUUUGUGAAUCAAGUGGCUAAGAUUGUGAAGUCUGUUUCAGCUGGCCCACCACUUGCUGGAAGAUAUGAUAUGGGUGCCAUUUGCUUGCAAGAGCAUUCUGACAAGCUUCAAAACCUUGUAGACGAUGCUGUAGACAAAGGAGCAGAAAUUGUUGCUCGUGGAAGUUUUGGCCAUUUAGGUGAAGGUGCCGUUGAUCAUUUUUUCCCCCCUACUGUGCUCAUAAAUGUAAACCAUACAAUGAAGUUGAUGCAAGAAGAGGCUUUUGGACCAAUCAUGCCAAUAAUGAAAUUUAGCACAGAUGAAGAGGUUGUCGAGCUUGCAAAUGAUUCAAGAUAUGGGCUUGGCUGUGCUGUUUUUUCUGGCAGUCAGCGGCGUGCAAAGGAGAUAGCUUCCCAAAUACACUGUGGAGUUGCUGCAGUUAAUGAUUUUGCAUCAACUUAUAUGUGCCAGUCGCUGCCAUUUGGCGGAGUAAAAGACAGUGGAUUCGGGCGAUUUGCUGGUGUCGAGGGAUUGAGAGCUUGCUGUCUGGUAAAAUCCGUUGUUGAGGAUAGAUGGUGGCCUUAUAUCAAGACCAAGAUACCAAAGCCUAUUCAGUAUCCUGUUGCUGAGAAUGGGUUUGAGUUUCAACAAUCACUUGUGGAGGCACUUUAUGGCUUGAACAUUUUGGACCGUCUCCGGGCACUAGUCAAUGUUCUAAAGAUCAUUUCCGAGCAAAGUUCUGUUGCCAGUAGCAAGAGAAAUGACUGAGUUGACACCAAGAGUGAGCUCUCUAUUUUACUUGAUCAUUAAAUUUCAGUAAUGUAAUGAGUCUCAUUAUCUUUUCCAAAACUUUAAGUCCCUUUUUGGUAACAUCUUAUGGAACCAUCCGACAAAAUUGCCCUCUAUUCCUAUAACUUUUGCUUGGUAAUAUGUGAGGAGAAACAUCA
Messenger RNA from Durio zibethinus, 2197 nucleotides. Its product is annotated as aldehyde dehydrogenase 22A1. NCBI's taxonomy places the organism in Eukaryota, Viridiplantae, Streptophyta, Magnoliopsida, Malvales, Malvaceae. Gene Ontology annotation, molecular function: oxidoreductase activity, acting on the aldehyde or oxo group of donors, NAD or NADP as acceptor. The record is from RefSeq and is a predicted model, not a curated record.